Messenger RNA from Oncorhynchus mykiss (rainbow trout), 4043 nucleotides. Its product is annotated as cullin-4B. The record is from RefSeq and is a predicted model, not a curated record. NCBI's taxonomy places the organism in Eukaryota, Metazoa, Chordata, Actinopteri, Salmoniformes, Salmonidae. Gene Ontology annotation, cellular component: cullin-RING ubiquitin ligase complex. Gene Ontology annotation, biological process: ubiquitin-dependent protein catabolic process. Gene Ontology annotation, molecular function: ubiquitin protein ligase binding.
UGAAUUUACACCGUCUCUAGCGCCAUCUCGCGAAAAAUGACAGUGAGCAGCUAAAGAACGCUUGCUAACUAGCAGAGGCACUUUUGCAGCAGGAACGUUGGGUAAAGUACUUCCGGUAGGUCAUGGAAUCGCUUGUAGAAGGUUUACCUUCCCCUAAUCCCCCACCGCCAACCCAAGAGGCUAGACCAGCAGCUUCAGAUGUAAAUAACGACAGCAGUAGUAUCACGAAUUCGAAGAAGAGGAAAAUAAACCGUUCUGAGAGGGAAGACAUUGAUUCAAUAUCGUCAUCUCCUAAAACCCACAAUUCCUCUUCGUCCUCCACUUCGCAACAAAUCCAGAAGAAGUUGAGGUUCGAAGAUUCCGUAGACUUCAUAGGACUGGAUGUGAAAAUGGCCGAGGAGUCGUCAUCUGCAUCGUGUUCUUCAAACAAGACCAAAACAGUUUUUUUGGCUGGGGUUGUUGGGCAUCAUGCAAACGGGCUGACGAAAACUGCAGGCUCCACUACCUUCUCCAGCAGCAAACCUGGAGCUGCAAAGAAACUAGUCAUCAAGAACUUUAAAGAAAAGCCCAAAUUGCCUGAGAACUACACACACGAGACCUGGCAAAAACUAAAGGAGGCGGUCGAGGCCAUUCAAAACAGCACUUCAAUCAAGUACAAUCUUGAGGAACUCUACCAGGCUGUCGAGAACCUCUGCUCCCAUAAGAUCUCUGCCAGGCUCUACAAACAGCUACGGGUGGUUUGUGAAGACCACAUCAAGGCACAAAUCGAUAAAUUCAGAGAGGAUGUACUGGACAGUACCCUCUUCCUGAAGAAAAUAGACAACUGUUGGCAAGAUCACUGCAGACAAAUGAUCAUGAUUAGAAGUAUAUUUUUGUUCUUGGACCGCACCUAUGUUUUACAAAACUCAAUGCUCCCAUCAAUCUGGGACAUGGGCCUAGAGUUGUUUAGGUUUUACAUAAUCAGCGACAUGAAAGUCCAGAGCAAGACCAUCUACGGCAUCCUGCUGCUCAUCGAGAGGGAGCGCAGCGGCGAGACCAUCGACCGCAGCCUGCUCCGGAGCCUACUGAGCAUGCUCUCUGACCUGCAGAUUUAUCAGGACUCCUUUGAGCAGCGCUUUCUGGAGGAGACUAAUCGGCUGUAUGCUGCUGAGGGACAGCGACUGAUGCAGGAGAGAGAGGUCCCAGAGUAUCUCCAUCACGUCAACAAACGCUUAGAGGAGGAAGCGGACAGAGUCAUCACAUAUCUAGACCAGAGCACACAAAAACCUCUCAUUGCCACUGUGGAGAAACAACUACUGGGUGAACAUCUCACUUCAACUCUGCAGAAAGGCUUGAAUCACCUGCUAGAUGAGAACAGAAUCCAGGACUUGUGUCUUCUCUAUCAGCUUUUCAGUCGUGUGAGAGGGGGCGUGCUGGUUCUCCUACAGCAUUGGAUCGAGUACAUCAAGGCCUUUGGAAGUACGAUCGUCAUUAACCCUGAGAAGGACAAGACCAUGGUACAGGAGCUCCUGGACUUCAAGGACAAGGUGGACCACAUCAUCGACAUCUGCUUCAUAAAGAACGAGAAGUUUGUCAAUGCCAUGAAGGAGGCUUUUGAGACCUUCAUCAACAAGAGACCAAACAAACCUGCUGAGCUCAUAGCAAAACACGUGGAUUCAAAGCUUAGGGCGGGUAACAAGGAGGCGACGGACGAGGAGCUGGAGAAGAUGUUGGACAAGAUCAUGAUCAUCUUCCGAUUCAUUUAUGGCAAAGAUGUUUUUGAGGCCUUCUACAAGAAAGAUCUGGCCAAGAGGUUGCUGGUGGGAAAGAGUGCCUCCGUGGAUGCCGAGAAGUCCAUGCUGUCGAAACUGAAACAUGAAUGUGGAGCAGCAUUCACCAGCAAGCUGGAAGGCAUGUUCAAGGACAUGGAGCUUUCCAAGGACAUCAUGGUGCAGUUCAAACAGUGUCAAAAUAUCCCUGGUAACAUUGAGCUGACGGUGAACAUCCUCACCAUGGGAUACUGGCCCACCUACAUCCCAAUGGAGGUCCAUCUGCCCGCAGAGAUGGUGCGACUGCAGGAGAUUUUCAAGACGUUUUACCUGGGCAAGCACAGCGGCAGGAAGCUACAGUGGCAGUCGACGUUAGGCCAUUGUGUUUUAAAAGCUGAAUUUAAAGAGCUUAUGCCUGCCCAUACCAUAACCACAAGGCCGCCAUGGUUCACAACGUUCAGCAAACCACUCGCCAACCUAACGCCAUACACGUUAUCCUCCAUCUGCCUAGUACCGUUGAAACCGGGAUUCAUCUGUGAAGAGCACACUUCUCCAACGUGCCACUGGCCAUCAAAGGGCAAAAAAGAGCUUCAGGUUUCCCUGUUUCAGACGCUAGUGCUGCUCAUGUUCAACGAAGGAGAGGAAUUCACCUUGGAGGAGAUCAAGCUAGCUACAGGAAUAGAGGAUGGCGAGCUGCGACGGACCCUGCAGUCGUUGGCGUGUGGCAAGGCACGGGUCAUCCACAAAGUCCCCAAGAGCAAAGAUGUGGAGGACGGAGACAAGUUCUCCUGCAACGAUGACUUCAAACACAAACUCUUCAGGAUCAAGAUCAACCAGAUCCAGAUGAAAGAAACGGUGGAAGAGCAAGCCAGCACCACGGAACGAGUCUACCAGGACCGGCAGUAUCAGAUCGACGCCGCCAUCGUCCGGAUCAUGAAGAUGAGGAAAACUCUGAGCCAUAAUCUCUUGGUGUCGGAAGUGUACAACCAACUCAAGUUCCCCGUAAAGCCUGCUGACCUAAAGAAGAGAAUAGAGUCUCUCAUUGACAGAGAUUACAUGGAGCGCGACAAGGAGAACCCCAACCAAUACAACUAUGUGGCUUAAAGAGCGAGGGAUGAAGAGGAGGAGGAGGAGGGGGGGUGGGGGGGGGAAGCAGGUGGUCUAGUCAGGCUGAAGUCUUGUCUGAGCACUCGGUACCUUGGACGUCAGCGUUACCCUCUUCAACCCAGCGACCGACAACUGAAUGGAUACUGCUCUGUGGGACUUUGUCGGGCCUGUUUUCCUGUGGACUGCAUGCCCAUUAAAACAAGAAUAUCGUCCAUUCUUUUCUCAGUGCUGCUCAGUGAGAAUUGGACUUAGCUACCUUGGACAAGAAGAAAAGCAGACCAACCAAUGUUGUUCAGUGUUUUUUUUUUUUUUUUUUUUUACAGAGGGGGAAAAUAAGUUUCUUUUCAAACGUAGAUCUUUGUCCAUCGGUGUUCUGCGCCUUGUUUUUUUAAGUCACUACUUUUUACUUUUAAUUCACUCUGUACUAUCCCAUGCGCAAAUGUUCUAAUGCAUAUCAUUACUCUUACCAUACUACACUUGGAAGAGAGCGAAACAAAUAAACUGAAGCUUGUCUCAAUGUUGCAUGUGAGACCCAUGGAUAAACAUUCACAUUGGGAUUUUCUUUUUCUGUGGUGGAUUUGAGUGUCAGAUGUGGGCACCUGCAGCCAAGUCAUACGAUUCUCCAUAGCUAUUAGUCUCAAACUACUCCUGUUCAUCAACAGCAAUCAAUGAGACGAUUAAGUAGCUAGGCGAUAUUAUGAGGAAUUGACAGUACGUGCCAAAAAUUGAGCACUUUUCUUAUAGGGGUUGUAAAUGCUGCUAACCAAACACUAACUUUUACAAGUUGUAUGCAUUUAGUUUUCCGUUUCACUUUUGCCCUGAUUGUUUCAAUGUUUACUUUUUGUAUAUACAAGACUUUACAAAUGCAUUGACAUUUUAAGUGCAAACAAACUUCGACAGUCACCUCGCCUUUAGGUCUUGUUCUUAACUCCUAGAGAUGAUCUACUACUAAAAGCACAGCGACAUCAGUCCCUGUUACCCCUCAUGUUUCCAAGUAUAAUAUCUCAAUUUACAAGCAUUCUAUUCUUUGUAAGUCCUCUCUGUAGGGCUUAUGGCAGGCCUUGCGUUUGGGCAUUAAUGGAGUUGUUUGAAAUCUCAACAGAUAAAUAUACUUUGUUGUUUGAGAAAUCAUGCUUGACUGGACUUUGCCAUGUGUCUGAAUAAAUUGUUUUCUUGCUUCAGAUUAAA